CAGAACGAUAUGGGAUUCUGCAACACGGUUUUCAUUCAUUACAUUUUAAAUUGUACUGUUCAACGGGCACUUGAAGCAGUGUUGGAAGUCUGACAUUUUCUUUUAUUACCGCAAAGUGCAAUUUUUUUUUAAUCGAAGCACAUCAAACAAAAGAGUUGAAAUAAUCCGUGAAUAUCCUCCAGGGAAAACGCACAACUUUAGGGCAACGUGAUUAGAACAGCGCUUCCCCGCCUACCUGGUGCUGCUGGCAACAGUUUUCGUCGUGUCCCAGCUGGGUUGGUAAUCCUCAUCUGAAAAAGGCCUGUCGUGUUGAGGGACUGUGAACAGUGGGUGAGACAGACGGACCCGGACUGCCAAACGGAGCCCCUCAGCCUGGACCUGUCACAUCACUCUACCGCCAGUCCACAGAACAACCGGGCAUCUGGAGAGGAGGAGACGGAGAACAGAGGAAAAUCACCCGACAACUGUUCAACCACCACUGAACAUAUGUUUUGAGAACAGCAAAAAUCAAAGAACAGGACCUGAGCUUAUUUAUAUUGUAUUGGAAAAUUGGGAGAACAGACAGAGUUCUUGAAGGUGUCCGUAAAAGGUUCUAAAAGUGUUCUAGAAGGUGUCUGGAAAGAGUUCUGAGAGAGUUCUAGAAGGUGUCCGGAAAGAGUUCUGAGAGAGUUCUAGAAGGUGUCCGGAAGGAGUUCUGAGAGAGUUCUAGAAGGUGUCCGGAAAGAGUUCUGGGGAAAGUUCUUGACCCCGUCCUGAAAUCAAAGCCUUCUAUUGGGCACAGAGACCGAGCAGGAUGAGCGCCAGUCAAGAUUUACCAAAGGACUACUAUGAUUACCCUGACUGGAACGUGGAGAAUGCAGUGCCUACCAUGGUCCCUGUGGAAGUUAUCCCUCCAUGUGACCCCACAGCUGAUGACAGACUCUACCACAUCUGCAUCUCAUCCAUCUCUCUGAUGGUAAUGUUGAUCCUAGCAGUGCUGGCAAGGAGGAUGAAGCUGGGAGAUGGACAAAAAGGAGUUCCAGGAUUACUCAGCCCAGUGAAUUUCCUGGACCAUACGCAGCACAAGGGCCUGGCUGUAGCAGUGUUUGGAGUGCUGUUCUGCAAACUGUUUGGUUUGGUCCUCACACCAAACCCUCUCCCCUUUACCACAGACCCAGGCAACAAACAGAACUGGAUGAUCCUGUCACUGUUCUACUACCCGGUUCUCUACUACCCACUGCUGGCCUGUGGAACACUGCACAACGCUGUGGGCUAUGUUCUUGGGUCCCUGCUCUCCUGGACUCACUUCGGGGUGCUCGUCUGGCAGAAAGCUGACUGCCCCAAGACCCCUCAGAUCUAUAAGUACUACUCCCUGCUGAGCAGCCUACCACAGGUGUGCUGCCUGGCCUUCCUUAGCUUCCAGUACCCCCUGCUGCUGUUCAAGGGCCUGAAGGGAACCCAGAAAAACACCGCUAACGAGGACCUACACAGCAGCUACUACCGAGACUACGUCAAGAAGAUCCUGGAGAAGAAGAACCCUUCCAAUGCCAGUUCCAGCACUGAGAAGCCCUCAUUGGUGGAGAGAAUGACUGAUGCGGCCAAGUCAUACAUCUACACACCAGAAGAAGUUUUCCGGUUUCCCCUGAAGCUGGCGAUAUCUGGAGUGGUUUCCUUUAUAGCACUCUACCAGAUGGCUCUGGUACUGGUGGCUAGUGUAGUGCCAACCCUACAGGCAGUCCGGCGUGGAGUGAACGAAGACAUCGCCUUUCUAUUGGCAGGUUUUAAUGUGGUCCUGUCAGAGGACAAGGCAGAGGUGGUCCAGAUAGUCAUCUACUACCUGUGGUGUGUAGAAGUUUGCUACCUCUCUGCGAUGACCCUGUGCUGUUUAGUGAACCUUGCCAUGCUCAUGAGAUCCAUGGUUCUGCACCGGUCAAACCUUAAGGGUCUGUACAGAGGAGACAUCUAUAAUGUUUACAACUGCCAGCGGAGCAUCCGGCCAUCUCGCCCUGCCCUGGUCUGCUGGAUGGGAUUCACCAGCUUCCAGGCUGCUCAUAUUUGCUUAGGUAUGCUGAUCCAGACCAUGGUGUUCUUCCUCUGUUUGCUUAUCGCUGUCUUCCUCGUCAUCAUCCCUACCUUCUAUGGCCAGAACCUAAUGCUCUUCAAGGUCCUGAUCAACAUGUGGCCGUUCUGGAUGAUGCUGUUCUUAGUGGUGGUGGUCCAACAUAUCACCACUCGGUUCUGUUUCAUCAAGACGUCAGCUGGCACACCAGACCUAGACAACCGAGGCAGCCUGUUCCUGCUCACCUACCUGUUGUUCCCAGUCAACGUUCUGGUUGGUGUUCUGUUAGGGGCGUGGCGUCUCGUCAUCACAGCCCUGUUCAACAUUGUUCACCUAGGUCGCAUGGACAUAAGCCUCCUCAAUCGCAAUGUGGAGGCCUUUGACCCUGCCUAUCGAUGUUAUGCCCACUACCUGAAGAUCGAGGUGAGCCAGACCCACCCGGUCAUGAAGGCUUUCUGUGGGCUGCUGUUGCAGAAUGCUGGGCAGGACGCAGCUGGACAGAAGGCCCGGGAUGCAGAGGAAGGCAUCCAGUUAGUGAAUGAGGAGAAACACCAGCCCAAGGUCAGCAGGUCCAAGCGGGCCAGGGGCCACUGGCUGCUCCUCUACACCCUGGUCAACAACCCCUCGCUGGUCAGCUCCAGGAAGCACUUCCAGUGUCAGAGCAACGAUAGCUUCCUCAACGGAACACUCAACCAGGCCACCAAGGACGGUAGCAAGAAGGCAGGAAACAAGGAGGGAGGGACAAAGGAGACAGCGAAGGAGACACAGGCAGCAGCUAACUGAAACAGAACAUGUCCUCUGGGUUUGGGCUUCAUUCUAUUGGAAUUCAGAAAGCAAACUGAGAUUUGAAUUCCAAUUUUUAUUCAUGUUUGAAAUGUGAACAGAUUAAUU
Messenger RNA from Esox lucius (northern pike), 2929 nucleotides. It is a transcript of the gene stra6, whose product is annotated as signaling receptor and transporter of retinol STRA6. Gene Ontology annotation, biological process: vitamin A import into cell. The record is from RefSeq and is a predicted model, not a curated record. Gene Ontology annotation, cellular component: plasma membrane. Gene Ontology annotation, molecular function: signaling receptor activity; retinol transmembrane transporter activity. The transcript has 18 exons. Bases 794 to 2821 code for a protein of 675 amino acids. NCBI's taxonomy places the organism in Eukaryota, Metazoa, Chordata, Actinopteri, Esociformes, Esocidae.